Molecule: messenger RNA, 522 nt
Organism: Setaria italica (foxtail millet)
Lineage: Eukaryota; Viridiplantae; Streptophyta; Magnoliopsida; Poales; Poaceae
Product: E3 ubiquitin-protein ligase Os04g0590900
Exons: 2
Coding region: 1-522 (173 amino acids)
Source: RefSeq, a predicted model, not a curated record
AUGGCCGGUUACUUGCCGCCGGGCUUCCCCUUCUUUCCUCCGCCUCCGCCGCGCUGGGCGUGGUCUCCACCACCGCCCCGACCAUCGCUUCAGCUGACGCCGCCGAGGUCCAGUGAUAACAGCUCGGCGUCCUCCGGCGGGAUCAUCGCGGGCGUAGCCAUCUCCGUCGGGGCCUUCCUGCUCGUAGUCACCUUCAUGUGCAGCCUCUGCCAGGGCCGCGGCGGCGACCGCGACAACGGCGGCCGCACGCACCGCGCCAGCCCGGCGGCGGGCCUCCCGUCGUUCACGUACAACCGGUCGGUGAGGCACAACGUGACGGGCGGUGGCGGCGAGGAAGCGGCGACGUGCUCCGUGUGCCUCGGCGCGUUCCAGACCGGGGAGGCGGUGCGGCUGCUGCCGCUGUGCCUGCACCUGUACCACGUCGAGUGCAUCGAUCCGUGGCUGGACGCGCACUCAACGUGCCCGAUCUGCCGGUCGGGCACCGACCCCAACAUGGACGGCAGCCUGCUGCCGCCGGUUUAG